AUGUCCAAAGUAUUUCCCGAAAUACUUGUAAAGCUGAUGUGCUUAAGGCUUAAGCUGUACAACAAAGAGAAAGAAAAAGUGAAAAAAAUGUUGCAAGCAGCCCCUGGUAGAGUUUCGUUAACGUCUGAUUUGUGGUCUUCAAUGAUAACUGAUGGUUAUUUGUCCCUAACAGCCCAUUUCAUUGAUAAACACUGGAAUUUAAAAAAGAGACUUCUUAAUUAUACAAUUAUGCCACCUCCUCAUACAGGUGUGAAUUUAUGUGAAAAGAUAUAUGAGUUACUUUGUGAAUGGGGUAUUGAGCAUAAGGUUUUUGCAAUGACCUUGGAUAAUGCAAGUUCUAAUAUAUGUUUUAUUAAUUUGCUGAUCUCUCAACUAAACAUAAGGAACUUGUUGGUCAGUGAUGAAUAUUGGGCUGAAUUUAGCACAAUAUUAGCCAUUGCUUGCAUUCUUGACCCGAGGUACAAGCUCAGUUGCGUCGACUUCUUCUAUAGGAAAUUCUACGGGGCUCAGUCACAACAAUUUAUUGAUCUUAAAAGAAAGCUUUUCCUGCUUUCUAAUGAAUAUGUUGCUAAAGCAAAUUUGAGUUCAGGGGCAGAUUCAACUCCAAGUCAAGGAUGUUCUCGUGAUAGAUGUGAAACUCUCUUUGCUAAUGAGGCCGAAGAUGUUAUGAAGGAGCUUGAUGACUAUGAAAAUAAUGUGUCAGUUUUAAGUGCCAAAAAAACACAACUGGAGCUUUACUUGGAGGAGCCAAAAGUUGAUAGAAAAUCCAAUUUAGAUGUUUUAGAUUUCUGGAAGGGAAAUCAAUUUAGAUAUCCUGAACUUGCUGCAAUGGCUCCCGAUAUUUUGAGUAUUCCGAUUACCACCGUCGCUUCAGAAGCUGCUUUUAGUGCUGGUGCAUGUGUUAUUAACAAGUUUCGCACUUCACUUCUACCAGAAAAUGCUGAGAGUUUAAUUUGUGCAAGAGAUUGGAUAUAUGGAGAUAAAGAUGUUGUUUCAGCUUUAAAUUCUAUUCAUGCAAACCAACAUUUCAGCACACUAACAAUUUAAUUUAUUACUUUUGUUACAGCAAUGGCGGAGGCUGCAGCGGAAGACUUGACUGAAGAUAUUCUAAAAUGGGACCUGGAUAAAGACUAGAAGAAAGCACCAUGACAUGUGGGUGGAAUCAUUUACUGGGCAGUGGGCAUGUGACAUCAAAUGCACCUGGAAUUUAUAAUUUCUUAUGAAUUUUCACUUCAGUGAUGAAUGAACAUGUAGUAAAAUAGUUUUAAAAAUUUUUAGACUUCGUAUUAUUAUUUUGUGUUAUGUUUGUAGUAAACUGACAUUUGCAAGUUAAGUUUGUUGGAUA
Daucus carota subsp. sativus is the source of this 1345-nucleotide messenger RNA. RefSeq names its product zinc finger BED domain-containing protein RICESLEEPER 2-like. NCBI's taxonomy places the organism in Eukaryota, Viridiplantae, Streptophyta, Magnoliopsida, Apiales, Apiaceae. Bases 1 to 1047 code for a protein of 348 amino acids. Gene Ontology annotation, molecular function: DNA binding; protein dimerization activity. The record is from RefSeq and is a predicted model, not a curated record. The transcript has 3 exons.